Aspergillus alliaceus is the source of this 627-nucleotide messenger RNA. Its product is annotated as thioredoxin family protein. The coding region runs from base 6 to 419 and encodes 137 amino acids. The transcript has 3 exons. NCBI's taxonomy places the organism in Eukaryota, Fungi, Ascomycota, Eurotiomycetes, Eurotiales, Aspergillaceae. The record is from RefSeq and is a predicted model, not a curated record.
CCAAAAUGGAGCUGAAGCAUAUUCUGAUCCUUACAGCCAUCUAUAUCGCUUUCCGCAUCUUCAAGAGCCGUACCUCUGACCCAGCAGCCACCAUGCCCCACGGAAAAGUCGUCGAGGUUGACAACCCCGUCAUCUUCAAAGCCCUCACCUCCUCCGGCCCGGUCGUCGUCGACUUCUUCGCAACCUGGUGCGGUCCGUGCAAAGCUGUUGCCCCCGUCGUUGGAAAGUUCAGCGAAACCUUCACCGAUGUGCGCUUCCUCCAGGUAGACGUCGAUAAGAACCCCCAGAUCGCGAAGGAACUGAAUGUGAGAGCCAUGCCGACAUUUGUUUUGUUCAAGGAUGGCAAGCCUGCGGGACAGCCGAUUGUGGGUGGAAACAUGCAGGCCUUGGAGAAGGGAAUUAAGGAGCUCUUGGCUUAGAUAUUUCAUGGGAGAAACACGCUGGUUACGUCUUAUCUACAUAUGAGCAUGUCAGGCACUGGGGGUGGAUUAUUGUGAUUGUUGAGAGCGGUUGAUACCCGGAGUAUAUCGAGCCAUUGAAAAUACUAUACCUACCUGUCCGUAACAUAUAACCAUUACUGAUAUAUUUAAUUCAUCUUUACAUGGGCAUUUUGCCAUGCUAACAUCA